Acanthaster planci (crown-of-thorns starfish) is the source of this 4439-nucleotide messenger RNA. Its product is annotated as neurotrypsin-like. The record is from RefSeq and is a predicted model, not a curated record. NCBI's taxonomy places the organism in Eukaryota, Metazoa, Echinodermata, Asteroidea, Valvatida, Acanthasteridae. Gene Ontology annotation, cellular component: membrane.
CGUACAUAUUGUUCUCCCAUCUCCUGUAAAACAAAACAGCGUACCCUCUCAUUUUACAACCACAUGGUAGAGUAUCGUCAGAUUAUCUUAGUGUCAUUUCGUUGCAUCUACCUGGAACCGAACCUUCUGACUCUACAAAGCCCACCCUCAUAUCAUCAUACCAAGUUAAGUGUGUACUUUCUAGGAUCUCAAUGGGCACAGCAACUUCCUCAAGCUCCGGAAAUGAUACUUGGCCUCGCCUCGUAUUGUCAUAUGCAUGUUUAUAUUUGUAUAUCAUUGUGUUUUCGUUUCUUUUAAUUGUGAGGUAUCUGGCACACAGAAUAAUUAGAUGACACUAUGCCGGGCACAUUACUUGGAGUAUUUAAAGCCGUAGGCGACGGUUUCGACUUCAGUGUUUACGUUGGUCUGCUUGGGCUCAGACACUGCAUUGAACGUCGUUGCAAGAGCUGUUUUAUUCGGACGGUGCACUCAUUUCCAGCAUGAUGGCACCGUCCUACUGCACCAUUCUUAUAGCGUUGGCGGUCACAGUACUUACCGGACUGUGCUUCGCUCAUCCAGUCAGCAAUACACUUGUGCCAACAACAAGAACGUCCGUGCCUUGUGUAAGCGGCCCAAUGGGAAUGGAAAGCGGAGCCAUUGAGGACAGCGGAAUAACCGCGUCCUCUGUCUACAGCAUUUACUACCCACACACUGCUCGACUUAAUGUUGGCUCCGCUGGAUGGUUACCACCAACUCCAGCCAACCAAUGGAUUCAGGUCGAUCUCGGUAAAUAUGUUGCAAUCACUGGAGUUGUGAUACAGGGAUACUCCACAGGCUCCAACUACUACGUGACUACAUUCACAGUGCAGUACAGCGUAAGUGGCGGCUCAGAUUGGCAAGGAUUACUUGAUGCCGACGGAGACAUUAUUCGGUUUAGUGUAAGCAGUGGACGACCAACAAAUCUGACGUUCCCCGUGGUACUGAUGGCAAGGUAUCUUCGCAUAUUGCCUCAGACCUGGACUUCAGGAGGUUACUAUGUGAGAUUCGAAGUGCUCGGGUGUAUAGUAUCUGGUGGAUCGCUCUUGCUCGUUGACGGUGAGGACGCCCUCAGCGGCCGAGUGGAAAUCUACCACCAGUCCACAGCCACCUGGGGUGCCGUCUGUUCCAACGGCUGGGAUUUAAGCGACGCCCAUAUCGCCUGCCGCCAACACCACCGUUUCCUGGAGGCAGUUCAAGCUGGGGCGAGCUCGGCAGGGACUGACCUCCCGAUCGUCAUGAACCAAGUCGCCUGUAGAGGCACAGAGAAUCGCCUGGUGGACUGCCCGUUCAUUUGCAACGAAUAUCAGCAGUGUAACAGCUCGCGUGUCGCCACGGUGGUUUGCCUACCCAAAAUGAAUACUGUUCGCUUGGUGGGAGGUUCCAAUAACUCCAGCGGCCGCGUGGAGGUGUACCGUAACAACACCUGGGGAAGCAUUUGUGACAAUGACUGGGACAUCAACGACGCUGCUGUGGUCUGUCGCUUUCUGGGCUUCUCCGGAGCGCAGGCGGCCAAGUCCGGUGCUUACUUCGGUCAGGGCAGUGGUCCUGUCCACAUGGACGGUGUGGCGUGCACUGGAACAGAGGGCAGCUUCGGUGACUGCCCGUCUUCGUGCUGGGAGGAGCCCCAAUGCAGCCACAGUCAAGAUGCCGGUGUCAUCUGUGAAAGUGGAUAGAGACUGGUUCAUCUCUUCAGUGUUCGACCCCCUUGAAGUUUGCCUAUCUAUAGGGCAUGCUUCUGUCUCUGAUAUCAUACUUAGUAACAUUUUGUACGUUUAUAAUAUUGAUUGAAUAGAAUGCGGAUUUUAGUGUAAUCAUCAUUAAUGAAUACAGAGCUUCGAUUUUGAGCUAAAAUAUUUGUCAAAAUGUAAUUUUAACACUGGUUUCGGUUACAUGGAGGGCACUUAGUAUUUGAAGCCAACAUUGAUGUUGAAAAAUGAUGUGAUAUUUUUCAGUAUAGUUUGAUGAAUGAUAGAAAUACCAUGGUUAUAUGUAUGUUACUCAGAAACUGCUGAGAUUGGCCAACAUUCCUGCUCGUAAAGUUCGUACACAAACUUUUCCAAAACAUGCAACGAAAUUCCAGUUUCUCCUUUAGCCUACAGUGACUAGCAACAUCAUUUGCUAUAAAGAGUUGAAAAUUUUCUGAAAGUAACCACCUGUGGAAUUAACUAAGGAUUGGCUGCCUUCAGAAAUCAGGGCGCUGUUGGUUGCAGUUGUCGUUCCCUUACGCAUGGAUCCUUUCCUCGUUUCUUUUUUCUAAAUCCUUACGGCCAGAGACAAAAGUAUUAGAGCUGGCUGUUGAAUUCCAUCACCAGAAACAUAUGAUUUUCAAUUUAUAAUCGAGUUUUCAAACGCAGAACAUCAGUGCCAUUGUUUAUUCAUUUUUUCAACUGAAAAAAAGCUACAAGCUUGAAAAAUCGUGGUUUUUUUUUGCAAGUCUUAGUUUUGGCACUGUACAUUCGUACAUUGACCUUUUUUUUAUUUCAACCCUUCUUGUGUUGGCCCAAAUCGGGACUUUUUGACUAUCGUCUUAAAAAUAAAUGUAUUCAUAAUCAAAAUGCCCGCUGCAAAAGCGUAAACUUAGUCUUUUCCUUUCAACAAUAACUAUGAUUUACAAUCACAAUAUUGUAACAGAUAUAUAUUAUUUACAUUUAGCAGAGUUUUUGGCAUCAUUAUUCUAUCCAAAUCUCAUCCAAGUAUUUAUGUUUAUUUACAAUUUGUUCAUAAACAGCUCACGUUUUUCUGCAAUAGCUGAAAUCAUUUCCCCUAAUAACAAUCCUUUUAAUCGUGUGUUUACAUGUGUUAAAAAAUGUGUAAUACAUUACAGAGUAUUAGCAUGAAAACUGUUAUACUUUGCCUGAAAUAGUUUUUGAUCCAUGUGAAGGAAAAGAAUGGAAAUGCGGUUUUGUUUUUGAAUAGUCGCGACAAAACUGAGUCUGGUAUAUUCUCGAUCAGUCAUACCAUUUUGGAAGCCAAAUCCUUUGUUAAUUUUUCAGUACUCAACUCCCCAUAUCUGAAUUUUGCUAAGAGUCCACACUCCACUUCUCUGAGAAGUCACUAUAUGUAAAUAAAUUUCAACUUCGGCAGUAGAGGACGAGUUAACAAAUGCCUUGGCUGUGUUGUGGCAUUAUUAUCUCCGAGUCUUCAUCACUUAUACGUAGAUAAAUCUAAUUACAUCUUAAACAGGAAUCACGCAUGAAUAUGAAUUAAGAAAUAUUCACAACGGGCAUAAAUUACAACACGGAAUGAUUCUGUUGAUUGGCGGUAGAAUACUUAUAAAACAAAGGCUGGCAGUCAUUUUGAACUAAAAACAAGUGUCGGUAAUUCUUAAUGUUAAAGCUACAAGCAGCCAUCUUGGGAAAAAGAAAAUGUUUUCUUUUUCGAUUUCAAUAACAAACUGGACUAGCGAUAGGGGACGACUUUGUUCCCCACUUUGUUGCUGUUGUUGUUGGGUUUAGUUUUUCCUGUCUGUACUUUCAAAUAGUAAAUUGCCAUAAUUGUGCAUCUAUUUACUGUCAAUUUGCCUGACCUGAAGCUUGAAAGAGAUUUGGUAGGCCUUUGGUUUGAAAUUUGUAUGUGUGUAGUGAUGGGGUUGGUUGACAGGUGUUGUUAUACCGAUGGUCCUACUAGGCGGAUCUCAGGGGGGGGGGUUGAGGUGAUGUACCUCUGCAAGGGGACUUCCAGUAUAGAAGUUUGGCGGAUUCCUUCUUUAUUUUGGCACCUCAGGUAACCCAAGAAGAAAAAAACUGGAAAUAUAACAGUGACAAUAAAUUAGCAAGUCUUUGUUGCAUGUUACAACUGAAAUAAAAUAAAAUAAAGUAGUGUAGUCUAAAAUAAUCCCUAAUAGAUAUUGUCACAUGCCAAUAACUCACCCAACACCAACUUCAGUACAGACCAAAAUUAUAUCGGCCUAGCCCAUGCGCAUCUCAGGAUAGGAAUGAGCCCGAGAAUAAAAAAACAUGCUCCAGAUUUCAUCAUUCCUGUGAAUCCAUACUUAAGAACUUAAAUACACAAGUACUUCACCUAACAAUUCUUGAGACAAUGUUUUGGGAGCAAUAAAAUACGGCAACAAUAAACGUUAUUGUUCACUCUGUUCUCUAAACACAGCGCAGAUAGAGCUUCAACGCAAGAUCAAUAAAAUGUCAAAAGUCAUACAACAUAGCAAGAGAUGAAUAUAUGCGCUGUACAUGUACACAGAGACAGACAGUAGAUACUUGUUUACAUUUUAUAAUGUAAAUUUGAUCGAAAACAUAUAGGUCCUAAGCUGUUAACUUUGUUGAUACUGACUACGUAAUUGGAAUGUUAGCCAAGUUUAAUGAAACAUAAGUGAACUUGGUGAGCAGAAAUGCAGGUUCAAAUGCUCCAUUGCAGCGUGUAUGGUAGAUGAAAUGUUGGAAUGGGAUGUGAAACCUACUUCUAUUUUU